AUGGCAGAAUUUCGGUGUACGCUAUGGAGUUGGAUUUCUGGGAUCUUAGGAAUAAUGUGCCUUUCGUUGAUGGCUACUUUGGGAAUUGUGUUGACAAAAUCAUUUCAUGAACCAAGUGUUGAGCCACCAAUGUCUACAAUGUCUCCAGGAACCAUUGUACAAUUCCAGAAAGAUUCUGGACAUAGUUCUUGCCAAGAGACAUGGGUUGGCUACCAAUGCAACUGUUACUUCAUUUCCAAUGAAUUCAGAACGUGGAAUGAAAGUAGGGAUUUCUGUGUUUCUGAGAAUUCUACUCUACUUCAGCUGGACAACAGAGAUGAACUGAAUUUUAUGAAAUUUAAUGCAAACUUUUACUGGAUUGGAGUCACCUACAGUGCAGAUUACCAUGACUGGGUUUGGUUAAAUGGCUCUGUUGUCACCCAAGAAUUUCCGAUAAAUAUUAAAGCAAGAGAAAACAAGUGCCUAACAUACAGUGGAGAGAAACGCACUUUGGAUUCCUGUGACCCGAUCAGGAUCUUCUGGAACAAGCACCCUGCCAGCCUUCCCUCCAGCCACCUGGAGCUUACCUCCUUAUGGCAGCUUGUCGCACCAAUAUAUGGAGGUGGAUUUCUGGGAUUUUAGGAGUGACUUGCCUUUUGUUGAUGGCUACUUUGGGAAUUGUGCUGAAAAAAUUUUUUAUCUUAGAGUCUGGCUGCUGUUCUUGUGGAGAAGGAUGGAUUGGGUACCAGUGCAACUGUUACUUGAUUUCCACAGACCUAAAAACUUGGGAAGAGAGUAGAAAUUUCUGUGCUUCCCAGAAUUCCACUCUAUUUAAAAUGGACAACAAAGAU
Messenger RNA from Talpa occidentalis (Iberian mole), 830 nucleotides. RefSeq names its product natural killer cells antigen CD94-like. The record is from RefSeq and is a predicted model, not a curated record. The transcript is spliced from 9 exons. Lineage: Eukaryota; Metazoa; Chordata; Mammalia; Eulipotyphla; Talpidae. Gene Ontology annotation, biological process: positive regulation of natural killer cell mediated cytotoxicity; stimulatory C-type lectin receptor signaling pathway. The coding region runs from base 1 to 621 and encodes 206 amino acids.